This is a messenger RNA of Malus domestica (apple), 719 nucleotides long. The record is from RefSeq and is a predicted model, not a curated record. NCBI's taxonomy places the organism in Eukaryota, Viridiplantae, Streptophyta, Magnoliopsida, Rosales, Rosaceae.
UGUAGUACUCCUGCCCAAACCCAAACAAAGGCAGCUAACCAUGGCCAGGUUUUCGGUCAUCGUGGCAAUAGUGUUCUUAUUUGUGAUAGCUCCUUUUGUCAGUAAUGCCACCAUAACUUGUGGUGAAGUGGUAGCUUGGCUCACUCCAUGCAUACCCUUUGGAGUGUUUGGAGGCACAGUGCCUCCAGAUUGCUGUAAAGGCAUAAAAGAGCUGAAUGCUGCACAAAACACGACGAUGGACCGGAGAAUUGCUUGCAGUUGCAUUCAGGAAGGAGCUGCAGCAAUCCCCGGGAUUAAUUAUGACCGGAUUAACACUCUUGGUGAUGUCUGUGGCUCUCCUUGUCCUUACAAAGUUUACCCCUCUACAAAUUGCUCUGCGGUAAGCUGAAUCCAUAGGAGGAUUGGAGAAUGGAGAAUAAAGCUUCCGAGAAGACUAUUCCUCGAAGCCAUAUAUCUAGACAGACCUCUUAGUUGUUUAAAUCACAAUGCUUUUGUGGAACUUAAUAAUUUGGAAGGGUCGAAUCGUUCUGUAUAAGGAUUGUACGUAAUCCAUUACCAUCUAUUAAUAAUAAAAUGAUCCCCUUUUAUACACAAAAUCAGUGCCGGCCCUGAGGGUGUGCAAGUAGUGCCACCGCAUAAAGCUCCCAAAGGCCUCGAUUUACGAUUUUACUUUUCUGUAUAUUUCAUAUAUAAAUUUAAACGUGCAAAGAUAUAAUCAA